AUGUUUAAAGGAUACCUUUCUUCUCGUGAUAGUUUCAUCUUUUCGUUCGAUGACAAUGUGACAAACUCUAUACUUUCUCGUGUCAAGAACUCAGAUUAUGCCAUAUUUAAUUCUGAUGACGAUUAUAUUGGAUUCGGUAGUGAUCUUGAAUGGUUCAGCGGAUAUUGCGAACAGUAUAAUUAUCAUGAGAAGAUACUUAAUCAAAGUGAUUUCACGAUGGAAAAUUUUGAAGUUUUCCAAAUAAUUAGAAGACCUAUUUAG
Diversispora eburnea is the source of this 261-nucleotide messenger RNA. Lineage: Eukaryota; Fungi; Glomeromycota; Glomeromycetes; Diversisporales; Diversisporaceae. The record is from the annotation of a GenBank genome assembly.